AUGAUCCCUGGUGAUGGUAUUGGCCCCGAGAUCUCGGCUGCCGUGAAGCAAAUUUUCGCCGCUGCCAAGGCGCCCAUUGAAUGGGAGGACGUUGACGUGACGCCCACCUUUGACAAGUACGGUCGUUCCACCAUCCCCGAGGCGGCCAAGGAGAGCAUCAACUCGACCAAGAUUGCCCUCAAGGGUCCCUUGGGCACCCCCAUCGGCAAAGGUCACCCCUCGCUCAAUCUGACGCUGCGCAAGACCUUUGACCUUUUUGCCAACGUGCGCCCCUGCCGCUCGAUCGUGGGUUACAAGACCCCUUACGACAACGUCGACACUGUUCUGAUCCGUGAAAACACCGAGGGCGAAUACUGCGGUGUUGAGCACGAGGUGGUGCCCGGCGUUGUGCAGUCCAUCAAGCUCAUCACCCGCGAUGCCUCCAUGCGCGUGGCCAAUUACGCCUUUGAGAUGGCCCGCUCCACCGGCCGCAAGCGCGUCACCGCGGUUCACAAGGCCAACAUCAUGAAGAUGUCUGAUGGCCUCUUCCUUGAGUGCUGCCAAGAGGUUGCUAGCCGCUACCCCGACAUUGAGUUUGAGGAGCAGCUCCUGGACAAGACCUGCCUCUUGAUUACCGAGGACCCGACCCAGUUUGACGUUUUGGUGAUGCCCAACCUCUACGGUGACAUUCUUUCAGACUUGAGCGCCGGCCUCAUCGGUGGUCUGGGCUUGACUCCCAGCGGUAACAUCGGUGCCGGUGGUAUUGCCAUGUUUGAGGCCGUUCACGGCACCGCUCCCGAUAUCGCGGGCCAGGACAAGGCCAACCCCACCGCCCUUGUCCUCAGCUCCGUAAUGAUGCUCCGACACAUGAACCUGGGCGACUUUGCUGACCGUAUCGAGUCGGCCAUCCUUGCUACCAUCGCCGAAGGCAAGACCCUGACGGGUGACCUUGGCGGCAAGUCUCGUUGCAGCGAGUUCACCAAGGCUGUCUGCGAGCGUCUUUAA
Monosiga brevicollis MX1 is the source of this 984-nucleotide messenger RNA. RefSeq lists its product as uncharacterized. The coding region runs from base 1 to 984 and encodes 327 amino acids. Gene Ontology annotation, biological process: tricarboxylic acid cycle; isocitrate metabolic process. NCBI's taxonomy places the organism in Eukaryota, Choanoflagellata, Craspedida, Salpingoecidae. The record is from RefSeq and is a predicted model, not a curated record. Gene Ontology annotation, molecular function: magnesium ion binding; NAD binding; isocitrate dehydrogenase (NAD+) activity. Gene Ontology annotation, cellular component: mitochondrion. The transcript is spliced from 3 exons.